CCCCAGCCUGUACCUACAUUCCGUCUAUCGUCUCUCAACGGCAUAACACCUGUUUGACUUGUUAAAAUAUUCUGUGAACGAACUGCGGUUUGUUAUUUCGUUUUAUGUUGCUUUUUACAAUCAAAAGUUAUACUAUAAUAGUGAAAUCGAUUAAAUUGGAUAAGAAUUAUCAUCACGGCUUUUGAAUUAUAUAAUAUAAUAAAUUUCAGACAUUGUUAUUAUGUCAUCUUCUUCGUCUUCGCAGACGUUCCAAUCGGAUGAACAGCAGGCUACAACUGACGCCGAUAACUCCGAUAACCAUGAAAGUUUUUACAACGGCAGAAGUGAGUCAUGCCCGGAUGAUUUAAUCCGAGACCCUGAGGCUCAUAAAAUAAUAUGGAAUAGAGGUAUCAGGGAUGGCUUAUACAUGCGGACGUCAAUUCCACAUGAAUUAAUGUCCGUGGAUACAUCGAAUGAAACAGUAGAAAAUGUGGCAAUGACGAAUGUGACCAAUUUUGCAGUUAUUGUUGAUUUGGCACGCACGUCAUCGUCAAUUGCAAUGAAUGCAGCUAGGUUGGCAACCGAAUUAACAAAUGUUUCCACUGAUGUCGACGCCACCGAGUUGAUGGUGAAUGUUGCGUUAGACGCCGCGGAGGCAACAAAGACUUUCGCCAACGUGGCCCGGUCCAUAUCGCGUAGAAGCAGACGUUCACAUGAUGACCAUGGGUUGCAUGGCUAGAUGUUUGCGUGAUUUUGAAGUCAUGAUGCAUCAUACAAUCAUUAUAUAUUAUACAUUAUCUGUAUACUACUACUGUUAUCGUAUUAUACUGCAGUUUAAUUGUAAUAUGAUUUAUAUUAAUCUGACUUCAAAAUUAAAGUAAUUUUCUAUACUA
Messenger RNA from Diuraphis noxia (Russian wheat aphid), 872 nucleotides. RefSeq lists its product as uncharacterized. The record is from RefSeq and is a predicted model, not a curated record. NCBI's taxonomy places the organism in Eukaryota, Metazoa, Arthropoda, Insecta, Hemiptera, Aphididae.